ACUCCAGACACCACAACUACCACAGUAUCAUGUCUUCUCCCCAAACCGCUCCCAAAGUCGCCACCGCCGACCAUCACUCCAUCGUUGGAGGUGAUAAACACGUCGCCCACGUCCCCGUGGCAAGAGUACUCCAUGGAAGACAAAGGGAGGCGCUCAAGCUCAGGUUGGAUCUCAACCUCGAGGUCGAUAUCAAGAUCCAGGCCAGGGUCAACGGCGACAUCACGCUCUCGCUCCUCGAAGACUUGAUCCUCCGUUAA
Desarmillaria tabescens is the source of this 257-nucleotide messenger RNA. RefSeq lists its product as uncharacterized. Bases 30 to 257 code for a protein of 75 amino acids. Lineage: Eukaryota; Fungi; Basidiomycota; Agaricomycetes; Agaricales; Physalacriaceae. The transcript is spliced from 2 exons. The record is from RefSeq and is a predicted model, not a curated record.